AUGAAUCACGACCAUCAGAACCGGAUGCAGAUGGAAACUGCUGGGAUUCGACAACCUCAUCGCCCACCUGUACCUGCGGACGAGCUCAAGAUUACUCUAGGUCAGAACUUUGUUGACAUUACGACACCACCGUCAUCGAAUCUCUGUAAUAAGGGAACAGGAAGCCGAACAUCCAGUAGGAAGGGCAGCAUGCGGGACAAGUGCGCGCCGACAUCGCAGGCUCCGCUACCACCACCACCGUCCGCGGCCAAUGGUCGUGGCGUAACAUCUUCGUUUUACAGCAUGGAGAGUUCCAACUUUAUGGACACGAGUCAGUUCACUAAUAUGGAGUCUACCAGUUCAUUUUUUAUUGGACGUGGUCCGCCUAAGAUGAGCUCCAAUUGCAAGAGCAGCUACCGAAAACAGCGUCAUCGUUCUGGCGUCCAAUCUAUAUUAGGUGCAACAAUGGUGCGUCAAAGUCUAGCUCAUACAUAUAACAUGUCGUCGAUGGUGUCGUCGAUGAGUGGUUCUCGAUACGGCCCACAACCCGGCACCGAUGUGAUGUCGGUCCCAGUCCUUGGCGACUGCAACUUUGAUCAAAAGUACAGCAUAGCAAUGAGCAUGGACGAGAGCGGCAACAACCCGGCAUACACGCCUCUGGAAAAGUUGCAUGCGUUGCGUGACGUUAUGACCGGUAUCACCAGCAAGAGUGGCUAUAUUGAGCGUGCGACUUUUUCCCAAGCGUUUGAGGUCAGUGGCGAUGAGUUUGACGGAUACGCUCUUGAUAAUGGCGCAAUUGACGGCAAUGCUAUCCUCAUCGACGCUGUUAUGGAACUCGAAGUAGGUGCUGAAGAGAAGUUGCGUUUUAUCUUUGAGACGCUCGAUCCCGACAACACAGGGUACGUGACCGAAGAUCAGAUUGUUCAGCUACUGGAAUCGAAUUUCUCGACGGCCCGUCUUGAUAUGGUUGGCACGGACUUUAAGACGGUGGCUCACUUGAUGUUUUGCAAGGCUCAAGUAAAGGGCGAAUCUAUGACGUUUGAGCAGUUUUGUGGAGUGUUUGCUCCUUUUAUCAACAAUUCGUACAACCUUCAACAAUCCGAACCGAUGAACACGACUCCUGUCCACUCGAAAAGCAAGUUGAGCGCUUAUUAUAGCGCCAACAAGCUUCGGAUAUGGUGGCUUGUCGUUUACUUUGUUCUUAACAACAUUGCUUUUUGGCUCAAGUGGUUUGCCUACGAAGUGGAUCCUGCUAUCGGUUGGGGUUUGCGUAUUGCACGUGCCAACGCGCAAGUUGUGAUGAUUAACUGCGCAUUCGUGUUGCUCCCCAUGUGCCGGUCUAUCGCACAAGUCAUGAAACGAAGCCGUUUUUUGUGGCGCUAUAUUCCCUUUGAUGACAGUAUCGCGUUUCACAAGAUUGCGGGUUGCGUGCUGCUCAUUUCUGGCCUUAUUCAUACGGUUGCGCACAUCAUCAAUGAGAUCUACCUGUAUUUAGUCGCGACGCCAGAGGAGGUCAGGCGCUCUAUUUUCGUCACGCGUCAAGUUUCUUCAUUCAUUAACGGCGAGCGACCUCCAUUCAUUAUUAUGAUUCAGUCGCUUCCGGUGUGGACUGGUUUCAUUCUUUUUAUGAUCACCUGUGUAUCCUUUCCGUUGGCUGCGAUCCCAAAACUCCGUCAGGGUAACUUCAACCGCUUCUGGUACUCACACAUGCUUUUCGGAUUCUUCUUGGUUGUGCUGGCGUUUCAUGGUGCUGCAUCAUGGCUUGCCCGAAGCUCUUCGUAUAUUUGGAUUACUCCUCCGUUUCUGAUCUACCUGGUUGAGCGUCGUUUCCGCUAUACGAAAUUGUUUGCUACGCCUGUACGUAUUAUGGAAGCUAUGGAGCUGGAUGGUACCGUUGCUCUGUUUAUGGAGAAGCCUCGUCGUUUUGUGUACCGCCCAGGCAUGUAUAUGUUUAUCAACUGCCCGCUAAUUUCGCUACACGAAUGGCACCCGUUCACCAUUUCAUCAGCUCCGAAAGACAACUAUGUCAGUGUCCACAUCCGUGCUUGUGGCGACUGGACGCAAGCCUUGGCGCGUGUCAUCUCGAACUGCCAUGAACGUAAGGUGUUGUAUCCGGACGUUUACCUUGAUGGUCCAGUUGGUGCUCCAACCCAAGACUACCACCGUUACAAGACUGUUAUCUGCGUUGGUGGUGGUAUCGGUGUCACCCCUUUUGCUUCAAUUCUAAAGGACGUCGUGCAUUUGUGGGAAGACAACCGUUGUCCGAAUUGCAGCCACGUUCGGCAUCCGGGCUCGUUCAAGAUUCAGAAACUAUAUUUUCACUGGGUAACUCGUGGACAGGAGUCUCUGAGUUGGUUUGAAGAUACGAUGAAUCAGAUUUCUGAAAUGGACCGUGACAACGUGAUUGAGACGCACCAAUACUUAAGUACGUUGAAAGGCAGUGAGAAUACAUCGCAGCUUAAAAUGUUUCAGGCGUUUGUGCACGAACAGACCGGCAAAGAUUUUGUGUCUGGUUUGAACACAAAACAACUGACGCACUUUGGUCGUCCAGACUGGGACAAGGUAUUUUCCGAGGCCAAAGCUAACCAUCCUCGCGAAGAAGUUGGUGUGUUUUAUUGCGGCCCUCACGCACUGGAGGAGAUUCUGGAUAAAAUGUGCAAACGGUACUCGUCUUCCAAUGGAACUAUCUUUGACUUUCACUCGGAGAAGUUUUCAUAG
Peronospora belbahrii is the source of this 2697-nucleotide messenger RNA. The record is from the annotation of a GenBank genome assembly. NCBI's taxonomy places the organism in Eukaryota, Oomycota, Peronosporomycetes, Peronosporales, Peronosporaceae.